AUGAAGUACGCAUUCUCCAUCGCUGCUCUCGCAGCAGUUGCUUCUGCCGGCCCAGUCAUCACUCAACGUCAAGCCCAGGCCGCUGUCACCGAUGUUGGCAUCCUGAACUAUGCUCUUACUCUUGAGCAUCUCGAGGACAAGUUCUACCGUGAAGGUCUUGCCAACUACACUGCUGCGGACUUUGCCAAAGCUGGAUUCGACGCCACCUUCUAUGCCAACCUCAAGGAGAUCUCCUACGAUGAGACCACUCACGUUUCUUUCUUGACCACCGCUCUUGGUGAUGCUGCCGUUGCAGAGUGCACCUACUCAUUUCCCAGCACCGACCCAGCAAGCUUCGUUGCUCUUGCCUCCGUUCUCGAGGGCGUUGGAGUUUCUGCCUACCUCGGUGCUGCAGCCUCCAUCAUGAACAAGGACUACCUCACUGCGGCCGGUUCGAUCCUCACAGUCGAAGCCCGCCACAACGCCUACAUUCGCUCAUCCAUCAAGCAAUCCCCCUUUCCUCAACCAUUCGACGCCCCCUUGACCUUCGACGAAGUCUACACCCUCGCAGCAGGCUUCAUCGUCUCCUGCCCCCCAUCCAACGCCGGCAAGCCUCAGCUCCCCCUCAAGGCUUUCCCAACUGUCGCACUCGGCACCACCGGUCCCAUCAAGUCCGGUGACACCAUCGAGCUCUUGACUCCCGGCUACGUUUUGGCACCAAAGGAUGGAGCGUCUCCAAUCUACGCUGCGUUUGUCAGCGUCACUGGACCCAUCUACGCCGAUGUUACACCUAUCAAGGGUGGCUUCAAAGUUGUUGUGCCCAAGGGUGUCAACGGACAGAGCUACGUCGUCCUCACUGGAUGCAAGGACCGUGUCACUGAUGACACUGUUGCCGCUGGACCAGCGAUCGUCGAGAUCACCAACCCAUACCCAAGCACCGCAUAA
Messenger RNA from Cadophora gregata, 924 nucleotides. RefSeq lists its product as uncharacterized. The record is from RefSeq and is a predicted model, not a curated record. Bases 1 to 924 code for a protein of 307 amino acids. Lineage: Eukaryota; Fungi; Ascomycota; Leotiomycetes; Helotiales; Ploettnerulaceae. The transcript is spliced from 3 exons.